CUUGGGGCAUUAGACAUGAAAUCAAAGAGAACGCAUCGAUUGAAGGGCUACGAGCCGUGCAACCCCGCAACUCUGAACCAUCUUUCAUUGUCUUCAAUUUCCAGAUCUCAAAUCUUUUCCCAACCAUCUGUCUGUGUCUCACAUGAAAAAAUGGCCGAGGGGUAUCAGUAUGAAGACUUGGUUUGGGAACGACAGGAAAUCCGUCUGCUAAUACUUGAACCGGGGAACCGGGGAGACGACAUUGCGUGCGCGCUGGUCUCUGCCUGCUUGUCCGACCCCGAUGUCUCUUUCGAGGCACUCUCGUAUUGCUGGGGAGAUUCGCGGGACAGACGACAGAUCUUUGUUGGCUGCGCUGCGAUGCACAUCACCGCAAACCUCUUUUCUGCGCUUCAGCACCUCCGCCACGUCUCAGAAAACCGCGUGCUAUGGGUGGAUGCAAUUUGCAUCAACCAAGAAGAUGUCGACGAGAAGACGGUGCAAGUCGCACUCAUGGGAACCAUUUACAGCACUUGCACCAGGGUGCUCAUAUGGCUUGGGGAAGCUGCCCAGGAAAGCGGCCGGGCCCUGGGUGGAUUGGCCGACCUCGCCCUCUUCUACACGAUGGUCCUGCCAGGCGGGUUUACCGAAAAGGCAAUGCGCCAUCUUCUCGAACGCCCCUGGUUCGAUCGUGUUUGGAUAGUGCAGGAGAUGGCCUUGCCCAAGAAGGGUACCUUCAUCUGCGGCGACAGCACCCUCGACCUGGACGUAUUGGAGCGGAGCAUGAUCAAGGCUGACGAGGUCAUAGCGGAAGGGGAAGGGAAAAUGAGAUCCAAGCACCCCGACUACUUCUACAGGCUGUCUCGACACAUGAGGACCCGAAGGGCGACACAUCUCGGCGAGGCCUUGGGCUGUCCGUUUCCUUACGUUUUCGAGAGGCAUUCCGAUGCGCAAGCAACGGACCCGAGAGACAACGUCUUCGCCUUUGUCGGACUCGCCGAGCAGGUGGGUGUACUCGACAUCGUCAUCUCAUACCAACUUUCGGUACAGCAAGUCUAUGCGAAUCUUGUCAAGCGAUGGAUCAACCGCUAUCUUCAACUGGAUAUCAUCACGGUGUUUUUGGAGCGGCAGGAAAGACGUCUUCUCGAUCUUCCCUCCUGGAUUCCGGAUUUCAGUGGCAGAAGCGCCGUCGAUCUUUUGAACACUGCGUCAACGUCUCCCUUCGAAUGGGAUAGCUUCACAGCGUGGGCAGGUCGCCAGCGGACGGAUGACAUACUCGAGACGUCACUGAGGGACGGCGCAAACCAACGUUGGUACAUCGACCGAGCCCAGCCCGAAGAGGGGGGAGAUGACGAGCAAUCGAUUGUUCAGCAUCCCCAUUACAGCAAGUUCUUGGCUCUGGACGGGUGCUUGGUCGACACAAUCUCGGAAGCAUUCGACCAAAAGCACGAGACCUUGGACGCUCUCAAGGUGCUGGCUGAUCCCUUCUUGAAACCGGAGUGUGAGCCAGAAGAGGAACCGGACUCGGACGAAGAAAUAUCCAUCUUGGACGUCAUACAACAAAAACGGGAAGUAUGGGACCACGUGCACACCUCGCUCAGGCCAUGGACGCAGAUCUUUUCCACCAUGGAGCCGCCUGAUCUCGACGACGCUCCGUACCCGGCAACCGGAGAGACAAGGUUUAUCGCUUUCUUACAAACCCUUACCGCCGGCUACUCUUCAUACGACGACGAGGGAUUCGUCGAAUUCGUGCAGAAAUACCGGGCGCUCAUGUACAAGGAUGCCAAGAAUAAUCCUCUGAGCGAAGCCAUGAUGAAUUCAGGUUCUCAUAUCGACGAGCAGCUCAUGCACACAAAUCCGAAUUCCAAGAUCAACGAGCGUCUCAAAGGGUUGCUGCGCAAGCGGCGGUUUGCCGUAACCCAGACCGGCUUUUUUGCACUCGUGCCUAUCCAGGCCGCUCCAGGCGAUAUCAUUGCCGUGCUGGUUGGCGGGGCGGUCCCCUUUGUGCUCAGGAAGAAGGUACUACCAAACACCUCGGGAGAGAAUAACCAGGUCAAUGCUAGCCCGAGCGGCGCCUCGGCAACGGGGAAUACUGAUUCGAAGAACACAACCCCCUCGGAUACUAGUAAUGAGAUCGAGCUCGCCACGGCGGAAGUUUGGCAUGAGAUGAAUGGUCCCAAGUAUGCUGGAACGUCGAGGAGCCCAGAUUCGCCCUUGCUCGUCGAACAGACGCUACACCCCGAUGAGACAGGAGAGACCACGUUGGGGUUCACGGCACGAUUCAAGACACCGACAAAAGUGGUUGGUAUUGAAGACGAGGUGUACGAUCCGGCAUGGCAAGUUAUAGGGACGGCAUAUGUCCACGGCAUCAUGCACGGCGAGAUGAAGGAGCGGUACAAGGCCGGAGAUGCCGCUCUUCAGACAUUUCUGUUAGUCUAGAGGUUACAAGGGAUAGCAAGUCCUCUCAAAGCUACGAUAAUGAGAGAAUGGUUGACCUGUUCCGUUGGGCCUUCUCGUUUCUGCCGAGGAUUGAUGUAUUACUGUAAUUUGGAAACAAUCUUCAAUUGUCUAGAGUAUCUACUUAUAUACUUAUCUCUCUAGGCUCUACUUUCCCUAUCCAAAGUCGAACGUAUCCA
Molecule: messenger RNA, 2612 nt
Organism: Chaetomium fimeti
Lineage: Eukaryota; Fungi; Ascomycota; Sordariomycetes; Sordariales; Chaetomiaceae
Product: heterokaryon incompatibility protein-domain-containing protein
Exons: 1
Coding region: 16-2415 (799 amino acids)
Source: RefSeq, a predicted model, not a curated record